Messenger RNA from Carya illinoinensis, 2020 nucleotides. RefSeq names its product heat stress transcription factor A-5-like. Gene Ontology annotation, biological process: regulation of transcription by RNA polymerase II. Bases 258 to 1715 code for a protein of 485 amino acids. NCBI's taxonomy places the organism in Eukaryota, Viridiplantae, Streptophyta, Magnoliopsida, Fagales, Juglandaceae. Gene Ontology annotation, molecular function: DNA-binding transcription factor activity; RNA polymerase II cis-regulatory region sequence-specific DNA binding. The transcript is spliced from 2 exons. The record is from RefSeq and is a predicted model, not a curated record. Gene Ontology annotation, cellular component: nucleus.
GCCAAACCCAACCUGGAAACAAAAACCUUUGAACAACAAUAUUCGGGACCGUACAGAUAACAGCGUGGAGAAAAGUCAACUGCUCUUAACGGCCUCAACCGAACAGGUUAACCGCCGCCACCGCAUCUGAUCUGUAUCUCGGAUCUAAUUUGUACUCUCUUACUUUAAUUCCCUCGAGGGUCCUCUCUCUCUCUCCGUCUCGUUCUGAUUUCCCCUAAAGAUCCGUUUGGAGUCGGAUCCAAUUCCACCACCCGAAGAUGGACGGUGGUCCGACUACGAGCGGUAGCGGAGUUGGUGGUCCAGCGCCGUUUCUGAUAAAGACGUACGACAUGGUGGACGACUCGGAGACCGACGAGAUCGUGUCGUGGAGCUCCCACAAGGCCAGCUUCGUGGUCUGGAACCCGCCCGAGUUCUCCCGCCUCCUCCUCCCCACCUUUUUCAAGCACAACAACUUCUCCAGCUUCAUCCGCCAGCUUAAUACCUACGGAUUUCGAAAGAUUGAUCCUGAGAGAUGGGAGUUUGCCAAUGAAGAUUUUGUGAAAGAUGAGAAACAUCGUCUUAAAAAUAUCCACCGCAGAAAACCUAUUCACAGCCACAGUAAUUCUCAAGGUUCUGUGGUGCAUCCAGAAAGAGCAGCUCUUAAUGACGAGAUAGAGAGGCUUAUGCGUGAGAGAGCUACACUUGAGGCAAAUGUUUUAAGGUCAAAACAACAUCGAUCAGCUGCAAAGUUUCAUUAUGAAGACCUAAAACAACUCAUGGAUAACAUGGAGCGGAGGCAGGAGAAGUUGCUGGCCUCCUUGGACAAGGCUCUUCAGAACCCUUCUUUUGUGGAAAUUCUUGUUCAGAAAAUUGAAUCUAUGGGUUUCUCAGCAUAUAAUAAGAAAAGACGACUGCCACAGGUUGAUCACUCACAGCCAGUUGUAGUGAACAGUUUUGUGGAUAACCAUAGCAGUUCUAGAUCUGGGUUUGGGAAUGAUUCUCAUCAAUUUUCAAAUAAAGUAAGAUUAGAGUUAUCACCAGCUGUUUCAGACAUUAACUUGGUUUCACAUAGUGCACAGAGUUCCUAUGAAGAUGGAGCAUGUCUGCAGAGAAAAGCAUCCAAUGAAGAACCAAAAGGUGGGCAGACCAGAACUGAAGGAUUUGUCUUUCCACGUGAAUUAUUAGAACUCUCAGAUGCAGGAACGUCUUUUACUCUAAAAAUGAAUUCCAGUUUGUCUCAAAGGGUGCCAACCAACGAAGCCCCGAGGCCACAACACUUGCAGCCAAGUUUGGACUCUAAUGAAGAAGGCGAUAGUCAUAUUUCCUUCCAUUUAAAUUUGACCCUGGCAUCUUCUCCAUUGCAAGUCAACAAAAGUCCUUAUUCAGAAAGGAUGCCCCAACUAAUACAGGAAAUUGGAAAGUCCCGAGAUUCAAAGUCUAAGACCAAUGGUGAAGAAUCUGAUACGACAACUACUCCUAUGAGAAAAUAUCAAGCUGACGACACAGAUUUAUCUUCCUCUCAAAGGGUACCAAUUAACGAUCAAGCGCCUGCAGUGGCUUCUGUUAGAAUAAAUGACGUCUUUUGGGAACAGUUCCUAACUGAAAGACCAGAAUGUUUGGACAAUGAAGAGGCAAGUUCUACAUAUAGAUCAAAUCCAUAUGAUGAGCAAGAAGGGGGAAGUUCAGGCCUUGGAAUGUCCGGAAAGACCAAGAACACAGAGCAGCUAACUCUUUGACCUCAAUUUUAUUAUGAACACAAUGACAACUUACAGAAGGCUACUCCAGUUCUUCCCAUGCCUUUGGUAGGUUAAUUCGUACAAAACAUGCCGUGAAACUGUCUGUUAUUGGUUUGAAAAGUUCUUGCCAAGAUGCCAGUGGUCCUUGGUUGCUGCUGGCUAUUAGUAGAGGUAGUGUCAUUGUCUCGGAAAGAAUGCAUUAACAGUGUGGCAUUCAUGUGUAAUGUGAAACCAAGCAUCUGGUUGUAUUAACAGUGUGGCAUUCAUAUGUGGAGAAAAUCAGGCCGAUCCAUUUUGCUGAAGAA